GCUUCCGAGGCAGAUCCCACCCCUGCAGACAGCCGGACCCCAACUCGCUUCCUUCAUCCAAAGGGCCAAGCACACACAGCCCCUCCAAGCACCCCAAUAGGUGGGCAGUGUCUGAUCCAAACUUCAUUUACCUUUGGCCCAUCUGAGUAAUGAACAGACACAAACUUCUUCAUGCCUUGGCCAGGUUUAAGGUGUUGCUUUGUGCUUGCUGUGAGCAAGGAUGGAUUGAGCACUGUCAGCAGGCACUGCCAGGAAGGGAGGGCAGGAUCCAACCAGCCCCAGGCAGGCUGGUCCUGGAUGACUUUGCUUUUACUCCUCACCCUCUUCCUUUGAGCUGAACUGAUAAACACCACCAUCAACUCCAAACAUGGCCUUUCCCAGCUUGGGAGCCAGGGUUUAGCAGUGUGGAGAUGAAGAGAAGGCUGUGCCCAGGAGCCCCAGCUGAUCUGUCUCUUCUAGAGCUUCUCCAUUGCUGGCCCUCAAAGCUUCACAUGGCAAAAUGCACCAGUCUCCUUUUUGCAAGUGGGGAGACUGAGGCAUGCAACCAGGCUGGCAGCACACAGGGAGGCAGCCAAGAAGCAGUGGGACAAGGCAGGAGCCCUGAAUCGAGGUAUGAGUAUCCCUGUCCCACACCAGGAGUGUUUCACACUAAGGGUGAGGUGCAGCAAAUCAGCCCCUUUGCCUCUACGUAAAACCCCCAACUUUCCCUGCAGAUGGGCACCUGGGGGCUUCUCCUCCCUCUGGCAGGAGCAGGAAGGUGGGAGACAGACUGAUACUGGGGGAAAGGCACUUUCUUUCUAGGCAUGAGAUCAGCAGGGAAUAAAAGCGGCACAGAUCAGCCCUUGUCUCACUGCAUCUGGUUGUCAGCACAAGGAGCUUUUGUGUUUACCCAGACUCAAGGGCAAUCGUCCGUCACUAACAACACAAUAUCCCUCAGCCCUGAGCCCAGUGGGGAGCAGGACGGAGCUGGUGGGAGGACGGACAGCACCCAGGACAUCAGGACAGAGAGGGAUUUGUCAUGGACAACACUCUGGAAACCAGCCAGCAAAAGGAGAAGCUUCUGAAAACCAUCUAUACCCUGCAGCUAAAGUCAAACACGACACUGCAGGCAGCCAGCCCACUGCUGAGCAACCAGAUUGGCAUGGGCAUGGUGACACAGCACCACAUCCACCAGCUGGUGGAUAAGGCCAAAAGCCUAUGUGGAGAUCUGGACAACAUUAAGAACCUCCUCCACUAUUGCCAGGAUAACCUGGUUCGGAAAAUCCCCAACCCAACUGGCAGUCGUUAUGGGGGAGUAUGUGGAAUCCACUGCUCCUUGGAUGGCUCCAUCUACGUGACAGCUGAGAGUGCUCCCUGGGUCCAUGUCCUCAGCAGCACAGGCCAAACACUUCAGUCCCUGCCUUGCCAACAAAUGGGGAAGGAAAGUGGCACUUUCUUGCCAGAAGAUGUGACUGUGACUCACACAGGAAGGGUGGCUGUGGCUGACAUGAUGAAUGGAGUCAUCUGGGUCUUCAACCCUCACACCAGCCGCUCCAAGGGGGAAUGGAUAAAGAUCAGAAAGGUUGGCUCCCCCAGGGGUAUUGCAGUAGACUCCAUGGGCAGGAUCUUGGUAGCAGACUAUGCACAAGGCCAAGUCCACAGCUUUGCUCUGGACCAUGCCUUCAAGACACUCAACGUCCACUUGGUGUCCAAUCUGCAAGGACCUCGCUACAUCAGUCCAGCACCCAGUGGAGGAUUUGUGGUCAGUGAGGAGUGUGGAGAUGUCAAGGUCUUCACCAGCAGCUGCAAGCUCCUCUUCUCCCUCAGCAGCAAAUACGGACACCGGUUUGGUAACCCAGCCGGGGUUUGCAUUGAUGUGGCUGGCAGCAUCCUAGUGGCAGAUGAGCAGCUCCGGACAGUCCACUUGUUCCCAGAACACGGAGCUCCUGUCUGCCUGGUGUCCACAAGGCUGCGGAGGCCAGCUGGUGUUGCUUGCUCUUCCUCUGGUCACCUCCUCGUGGCAGACGCAGGGGAGAACUGUGUCAAAGUCUUUAAGUACUGCGUGAGGCCCCUGUACAGGCCCACCAACCCUGGGGCAGCAUGUGGUGACCCCAUCCUAACACUCAGGUGCUGAGCUUUAGAUCUGCUGUUGGGCAGUGAGUGAGUGGGUCCACUGCUCCCACAGCUGGGCAUUAUCCCUGUUCUUACAGAAUCAUAGAAUGGUUGGGGUUGGAAGGGACCUUCAAAGCUCAUCUAAUCCAACCCCCUGCAAUAAGUAAGGACAUCUCAACUAGACCAGGUUGCCCAGAGUCACAUCCAGCCUGGCCUUCAAUGUCUCCAGGAAUAGUGCAUCUACUUGACUGCCUUAUCGCCCUCCAGCUUCUCCAGAUGGCAGAAGCAAGGACUAGACCGGCUGAGUUUCUUGGACCCACCAGCAUACCUCGAGGAGGACUUGAG
Messenger RNA from Pezoporus flaviventris, 2436 nucleotides. It is a transcript of the gene NHLRC4, whose product is annotated as NHL repeat containing 4. Gene Ontology annotation, molecular function: ubiquitin protein ligase activity; translation repressor activity; protein binding. The record is from RefSeq and is a predicted model, not a curated record. The transcript has 2 exons. The coding region runs from base 1019 to 2113 and encodes 364 amino acids. Gene Ontology annotation, biological process: proteasome-mediated ubiquitin-dependent protein catabolic process; negative regulation of translation; protein polyubiquitination. Lineage: Eukaryota; Metazoa; Chordata; Aves; Psittaciformes; Psittacidae.